GAAUUUUCGCCCAGAUGAUCGGCGGGCCUGCCAAUAAGUAAUUCGCGCGCUUUCCCGAUCAUCGAAAAUUUUUGGGAGCGGAAUCAAGCGAGAGAAAUGGAGUUCGGCCUCUCCAUUUUUUCGCUGCUGGUCGUGUCUCUCGUCCUGCUUCAUGUCGCGGAAUGUCAUCCUAAUUCGGAGUUCUGUGAAGUGACGUCAUUUGGAUGUGCGGACACCAAAUCCGGCACAAAGCUUUUGGUGAAAGGAGGAACCGUGGUUAAUGCUCACCUCCAAGAAGUUGCUGAUGUUUACAUCGAUGAUGGGAGAAUUGUGGCGGUGCAACCACACAUCAAUGUUGGAGAAGAUGUCACUGUCAUAGAUGCAACAGGGAAAUAUGUUAUGCCUGGAGGAAUUGAUCCGCAUGCACAUUUGGAGAUGGACUUCAUGGGUAUGCAGACCAUUGAUGAUUUUUUCAGUGGUCAGGCUGCCGCACUAGCUGGCGGAACAACUAUGCACAUUGAUUUCAUAAUACCAGUAAAUGGGAGUCUAACAGCAGGCUUUGAUGCCUACUCAAAUAAAGCAAAGAAGGGUUGCAUGGACUAUGGCUUUCAUAUGGCUAUCACAAAAUGGGAUGACGAUGUUUCAAGGGACAUGGAAGUCAUGGUCAGGGAGAAAGGUAUCAAUUCUUUCAAAUUUUUCAUGGCAUACAAGGGAGCACUCAUGGUCAAUGACGAGCUUUUGUUGCAAGGCUUCAAAAAAUGUAAAGCUCUUGGCGCUUUGGCUAUGGUUCAUGCUGAAAAUGGAGAUGCUGUUGAGGAAGGGCAAAGAAGGAUGAUUGAUCUCGGUAUAACUGGUCCAGAAGGGCAUCCACUUUCUAGGCCACCUCUGCUGGAAGGAGAAGCAACUGCUAGAGCUAUUCGGUUAGCAAGAUUUGUAAAUACACCCUUGUAUGUUGUUCAUGUCAUGAGCAUUGAUGCAAUGGAGGAGAUAGCCCAAGCUCGAAAGUCUGGGCAGGUGGUAAUUGGAGAGCCUGUAGUUUCUGGUCUUGCUUUGGAUGAUUCAAAAAUUUGGGAUCCUGAUUUUACAAUUGCCUCCAAGUAUGUCAUGAGCCCUCCAAUAAGGGAAUCAGGACAUGAUAAAGCGCUUCAAGCUGCUCUCUCAAGAGGAAUUUUGCAGCUGGUAGGGACAGACCAUUGUACGUUCAACUCCACACAGAAAGCACGUGGACUAGAUGAUUUUCGUAAAAUCCCAAAUGGUGUUAAUGGUAUUGAAGAGAGGAUGCAUCUGGUUUGGCACUUAAUGGUGGAAUCUGGUCAGUUAUCUCCUACUGAUUAUGUGAGAAUAACAAGCACUGCCUGUGCUCAGAUAUUCAAUAUCUACCCCAGAAAAGGAGCAAUUAUGGUUGGAUCAGAUGCAGAUUUAAUCAUUUUGAACCCAAAUUCAAGUUUUAAGAUAUCUGCACAGACUCAUCACUCUAAAUCUGACACAAAUGUUUAUGAAGGCAUGCAAGGCAAGGGGAAAAUUGAAGUUACAAUUUCAAGAGGAAAGGUUGUUUGGGAGAAUGGUGAAUUGAAGGUCGAACCUGGUUCUGGGAGGUAUAUACCAAUGGCUCCUUUUGGCUAUCUAUUCGACGGCAACAGAAAAGCAGAUUUAGCAUAUCUUUCGUCUCUUCGUUCUCCUGUUAAGCAGCGUAAGAGCUCAUCAUCCACAUGAUCAUUUCAAAAGAAUAACCUAUGCUUGAUGUAAACCAACAGAAAUUCUAGAAUGUCUUGUUUUUUCUGUCUAAAAGUUUCAGAAGUCUCACUAUCUGGGAGAUGCUUCCCAGCACGUGAGAUUUGGUUGACAGGUUUGUCCACUUGUAUAGCAAACCCAAAGUUUCAAAUGUUUCUUAGGCAAGAGAAACUAUAGGUAUGUAUAAAAUCUAUAGAUAUAUAUGGUGCUUGCUUGAUGAAUAAAACCCAUCUUUCAUGGAAUGCUAAAGCGGGCAUAUUUUUUGGUUGA
Molecule: messenger RNA, 1980 nt
Organism: Nymphaea colorata (pocket water lily)
Lineage: Eukaryota; Viridiplantae; Streptophyta; Magnoliopsida; Nymphaeales; Nymphaeaceae
Product: dihydropyrimidinase
Exons: 13
Coding region: 97-1692 (531 amino acids)
Biological process (GO): pyrimidine nucleobase catabolic process
Cellular component (GO): cytosol; cytoplasm
Molecular function (GO): dihydropyrimidinase activity
Source: RefSeq, a predicted model, not a curated record